Tremella mesenterica DSM 1558 is the source of this 1323-nucleotide messenger RNA. RefSeq lists its product as uncharacterized. The transcript has 7 exons. Gene Ontology annotation, molecular function: heme binding; oxidoreductase activity, acting on paired donors, with incorporation or reduction of molecular oxygen; iron ion binding. The coding region runs from base 1 to 1323 and encodes 440 amino acids. The record is from RefSeq and is a predicted model, not a curated record. NCBI's taxonomy places the organism in Eukaryota, Fungi, Basidiomycota, Tremellomycetes, Tremellales, Tremellaceae.
AUGACGAUUCCGAUUCGAAUACCGAGUUUGGGGGAGGUGGUGUUGUUAGUUGGGACGUAUGUCGGCUUGAGGUUUUUACAUUAUGUUGUAUGGAGACCACUUACCUCUCCUUUUAGACAAUUGAGGGCUCCUCCGGGAGGGAAUGGAUGGAUGGGACAUUAUCCUCUUCUGGUCGACUACUAUUUCAUCCAAGGUCUAGAUGAAUGGGUUACCAAACUCGGAAAGACAUUUCAAAUCAAUGGUCUCUUAUGGGUCAAUCCUCGUUUAGUGACCAUAGACCCAAGAGCUAUCUCUCAUAUAUUCGGUAACACUUCUUUAUAUGUCAAACCGGAACGGUUGAGAUUAUUGUUGGGGAGAUAUAUGGCGAAUGGAUUGAUUCCUGCCGAAGGGGAGAGACAUAGAUUACAGAGGAAGGUUGUACAAAGGUUGUUUAGUCGACAGGGAUUGAAAGAUAUGACUGAAGGAAUUCAGAAGAAAGUUGAGCAACUUAGAGAUACGAUAGCAGAUCUUUGUUCAGACCUUACUUUAUCCCCUCCUUACACACGAGACGAUCUGAUGAUGAACCUUCCUGAAACUUAUCGUAUCAUAGAUAUCUACGACCUCACAUUAAGGUGUUUCUACGAUGUCAUCGGACAAACUACAUUGGGAUACGAUUUCGAUUGUGUUGCUGAAUGGAAUGGACAGGGUGGAAAGAUAUAUGAAAAGUAUGAAAAGAUGAUGCAGCCUUAUAAUGGGAUGUAUAGCUGGGAUCAGCAUUUGAGGAUCAUCUUACCUCUUUUAAAUAAGAUAUGGCCCUCCGAGAAUCUACGCAGGGUUAACGCAGGAAUGGGACCCCUCAAAGCUUUAGCGAAGAAAAGGGUAGCAGAACGAAAACGUGAAAUGGCAGAGGGGAACGACUCGAAGGAUCAGAAGGAUUUGAUUAGUGUAAUGCUGAGAGCUAAUCUGGCCAAUCCGCCCGAUCAACAAUUGACAGAAGAUGAGAUAAUUGGUCAAUUGGCAACUUUCCAAUUUGCUGGAUCUGAUACCAGCGCUGGAACAGUCGCUUUUUGUCUCUGGCAACUCGCCCUUCAACCUGAAUUUCAAUCAAGACUCCGGGCUGAAUGUCUUGCAUAUGGCGAUAAGCUACCUUUUGAAAAUAUCGAUGAUUUACCCUACCUCAACGCUGUGAUGAUGGAGGCAUUAAGAUGUAAUCCUAGUAUACCGGGUACGCUUCGUCAGGCCACGCAAAACGAUAUUAUACCUCUAGCUUCACCUAUAAUCAAUACAGACGGUAAACCAAUCACCGAGGUGAGAAUUCGAAAAGGCCAAUUUGUGAGUUUUUGA